GCGCUCCCGUAGAACCUGAUGAGCCAGUUCACGCGCACAGACUCAUUUAAAACGCAUUCACUCUCAGCGUACAGAAACAGAACUGGAAUGACACUCGGUUUAUUCGUUUAACUUGCUCUGGUCAGAUGUUUCAGGAUGUUUUGGUGCAUCAUGUGAAACAAGUCAGUCGGGUACGUGGAAAUGUUCAGACCAUUUCACACGACCCCUGACCUUUUCCACUCUACCUUUUUUUCACAAGACGCCGUGGCCUGGAUGCCGUAAUGGAUGUUCACAUGCACAACAGUCGGACGCUUCACUACGGCCGGAACGAUGGUCCGAAGGGCUUCUCUGAAGAUGAUCUGCAGUUCCUCAGUCUCGAGGAAAGGGAGUGUAUUCUGUUCUUUGAGGAGACCAUCGGCUCCCUGGAGGAGGACGAUGAGAGGACGGGACUGUCCUCAGGACACAGGCUCACGGUGGGGCGUCCGGCCUCACACACACAAACGGCACGACAUCACAGCCCUGUAGAUCAUGACAUCAUUGACCUGGUCCACCCUACACCCGAUCCCAACAAACAUAAAGACACGCUGCCCUUCACGUCAGAUUUCCAAGCAGCCCCGGAGACUCAUUACGAGGUAAAGGCGAAACGAGACCCACCACAAGAAGUUGGACACCAUCCGCCUUCAGCUUCAACAAUAAUCGCCAACAAGAUUGUCGAGCACCAGAGCGUCACGUCCGCUUCAUCCCUUCUCCAGCGCAGAAGCAGUCUGGAUUUGCCACAAAACCCCUCGGUCAAACACGGCCCUCCUCUUCACGCCAAGCCCACGCGUCUCCCCGACAGCAUUAGCAUGUUACUGGGCAGCCGCGAACACAUUCCCCAUUCAAUCGCCACCGAAGCCGUGACCGUGCAGGAGCGCCGGGCGCUAAUGCUCUCGAACCUCUCGGGUUCAGCGCACCCUCUGGACGGCGGAGAGCCAGCUUGCGUUCGCAAGCUUCCCACGCGAAGCAUAUCGUUUCGAGAUCCCACACCGGACAUAUCCAGGAUGGAGGCGCUUUCGAAACUCGGACUUGCUCAGAAGCGAUCGCAAUCCAUCAUGCACACUUCUCCGAGGGAGACCGAAGGCAUUAAAACCACCACCACAUUCAAAACUAGCUUACCAGCUAACGCUAGUGCAGAUGUCCGUGCUACGGACACUACAGACCACUGCCAAACCAAGCGAUCGCAAUCCAUCAUACAUGCUUCUCCGAGGGAGACAGAAAGUGUGAAAACCACCACCACAUUUAAAACUAGCAUCCCAGCAAACACUCGUCAGACCGAUAGCGCGAAAACCACCACCACAUUCAAAACUAGCUUACCAGCAAACGCUAGUCCUGUCGCCCGCGCUAUGGACACCACAGACCACUGCCAAACCAAAUCAAGCCCUGCACCAAUUUUGACGAGCGCCGAAGUCUCGCAUAGUGAUUUUAACAGCUAUGGCGGGAAGAGCAUAAAGUUGAACCCCUCAAUGUCCUUUAGGACUGAGCACGUCUCCAGUGCGUUACCCAAAACAGAGGCUUCGGAGGUCCAUCUCAACAACUACGGCGGCAGAUCAAGAGUCAUGAGUACACCUGAGCCAAUCCACGGAGCCCGAUCCAGAACCUUCUUCCCUGUGAAAGAGGACGACUCCAGUUCGAACAGGACUGUGAAGGAAGACUUACCCAAGAGGAAUGCGUCGCUCUGUGAAAACAGAUCCAAUGCUAAUCCGCCCAUCGCGGCUCCAAGACCCCUGCGUCACCCGAGUCCACUGAGUCCCACCGGGUCACGGCCCUUGCCAAAGCCAUCCUUCCGUGCUCAGGGAAUAACGGUCCAGUUUUCUGGGAGAGGAGCCACAGAUGAGGCCAGGCGUAACGCGCUACGCAAACUAGGACUGCUGAGAGACUCGUCUUAAACGCUCACAUGAUGCCUUUUGACUCAAGGACAAAAACAUUUGAGAAGUUAUAAUUCAACCAGUGCUGGGUAGAUUACUUACAAUAUUUAGUCUGUGGCUGAAUGCAUUGUACAUGACUAAAUUGUAGUUGGUAACGUAAGCUAUUUAGGUCAUAUAAUCAG
This is a messenger RNA of Rhinichthys klamathensis goyatoka, 2065 nucleotides long. RefSeq lists its product as uncharacterized. The coding region runs from base 261 to 1904 and encodes 547 amino acids. The transcript is spliced from 4 exons. The record is from RefSeq and is a predicted model, not a curated record. Lineage: Eukaryota; Metazoa; Chordata; Actinopteri; Cypriniformes; Leuciscidae.